Molecule: messenger RNA, 1746 nt
Organism: Oldenlandia corymbosa var. corymbosa
Lineage: Eukaryota; Viridiplantae; Streptophyta; Magnoliopsida; Gentianales; Rubiaceae
Source: the annotation of a GenBank genome assembly
AUGGAAAGUUUUAGAAAGGCAUAUGGGGCGCUUAAGGACUCUACCAAAGUUGGCCUUGCUAAGGUCAAUAGCGAUUUCAAGGAUUUGGAUAUUGCAAUAGUCAAGGCCACAAACCAUGUUGAAUAUCCACCAAAAGAACGGCAUGUUAGAAAAAUAUUUUUCGCGACCUCGGUCUCAAGACCUAGAGCAGAUGUUGGCUACUGCAUUCAUGCUCUUUCUAGGAGAUUGGCGAAAACACGAAAUUGGAUUGUUGCUAUAAAGAUAUUGAUAGUCAUGCAUAGAACAUUAAGAGAAGGAGAUCCUACAUUUAGAGAAGAACUGGCCAACUACUCGCAUAGAGGGCAAAUAUUUCAAUUAUCAAACUUCAAAGAUGAUUCAAGCCCUCUUGCUUGGGAUUGCUCCGCAUGGAUACGAACAUAUGCGCUCUUUCUUGAGGAAAGGCUCGAGUGUUUUAGGGCCUUAAAGUAUGACAUAGAGGCAGAGCGUUUAACAAAACCCGCUGCAGCAACAUCAAAGGCACACAGUAGAACACGCCUCUUGAGUGGCCCGGAAUUGCUAGAGCAACUUCCUGCAUUGCAACAACUUCUGUUCCGCCUAGUUUGUUGCCAUCCUGAAGGAGCAGCUAGCCACAAUUUUCUUGUUCAGUAUGCAUUGGCUCUGAUAUUGAAGGAGAGCUUCAAAAUCUAUUGUGCUAUCAAUGACGGAAUCAUCAAUCUUGUGGACUUGUUCUUUGACAUGCCCAAAUAUGAUGCUGUCAAAGCUCUCAACAUCUACAAGAAAGCCGGGCAACAGGCUGAACAUCUAGCUAACUUUUAUGAAUUCUGCAGAGGCUUAGAUCUCGCUCGCACUUUUCAGUUUCCGAUUCUAAGACAGCCGCCUCCUUCGUUUCUCGCAACCAUGGAAGAGUACAUAAAAGAAGCACCGCAAAUUGGUUCUAUGUCAAACAAGAGGCUGGAGUAUCGAGAGACAAAUGAAGAGCCUGAAAAAAUCGAUGAACCUAUUCCUCAAGAGCCUGAACCAGUAGUAGAGGUAGAAAAAGAAGAGAAACAAGAAGAGAAUGAUCAAGAAGAACCACAUGAUCAGAGUCUAGAUGAUGAUCCACCUAUGAUAUCAACUGACGAACCUGUUGAUUUGCUAGGUCUCAGUGCUGAAGUAAAUCCGAAGGCUGCAGAACUUGAAGAAAGCAAUGCACUGGCUCUUGCCAUUAUUCAACCUGGUAGUGAUUCUUCACCAAAUAACUUAGCUUUGGCAGAGAUAGGAAAAAGUUCAGGUUGGGAACUGGCGUUGGUGGCUACGCCAAGCAACCAUAAUAGUAAACCACCAGAAAGAAACUUGGCUGGAGGGUUUGAUAAGCUAUUACUUGAUAGCUUGUAUGAAGAUGAAGCAUCCAGGAGACAACUACAGCUACAGAAUGCAGGCUAUAAUGCAAGUUAUGGAUACGAAAUGACAGCACAAAAUCCAUUCAAUCAACACGAUCCAUUCGCAAUGUCCAAUGUAAUUGCGCCUCCGACCAAUGUUCAGAUGGCAAUGUUGUCUCAACAAGAGCAAAUGAUGCAGCAACAGCAACAACAACAUAAUAUGAUGAUGAUGGUACCUCACCAAUAUCCGAAUCAAUAUUCACAACAACAUCAGCAACACCACCAACAUCAACAGAUGCAAUACAUGGGUUCGGCUAAUCCAUUCGGUGAUCCAUUCAGCUAUCCACAAAAUACAAUGCCACCGCAUGGAAACCAAGGGCUAAUUUGA